GAUAGCUCAGAGAUAUGGUUAAGUGGUGGACUGGUACGGUUGGAUCGGAUGAUCUCAAAGGUCUCUCCCAACGAAACAGUUCUAUGGCUUUUUGGUUCCUGCUUCCCCCCGCCUGGGCUGCACCUCUUCCCCUGCGUUUGUUCUACGUGCGGCUGCAGGACGGACACUGCUCCUUCGUGCUCCGUGAUCCCCAGGACUUAAACCGUGUUUCUUUCUCCUCAGGCGUCCGCUUUUUCUGAGGGAGGCUUGGAAUGGGUCCAGAGAAGGCUACAGAGAUGAUCCCAAGGCAGGCUGAGAGAGUUGGGGUUGUUCAGCCUGGAGAAGAGAAGGCUCCGAGGAGACCUUGGAGCAGCCUUUCAGUACCUGAAGGGGCUGUAGGAAAGCUGGGGGUUUACAAGGUCAUGUAGUGAUAGGAGGAAGGGUAUUGACUUUAAAUUGGAAGGAGGAAGAUUCAGAUGAGACGUUAGGAGAAAUUCUUAACAAUACGAGCAUGGGGAGGCACUGGCACAGGUUGCCCAGGGAAGUUGUAGCUCCCCCAUCCCUGGAGGUGUUCAGGGCCAGGCUGGAUGAGGCCCUGAGCAGCCUGGUCUGGUGGGAGGUGUUGCUGCCCAUGACAGAGGGGGUUAGAACUGGAUGGGCUUUAAGGUCUCUUCCAACCCAACCCAUUCUAUGAUUUACUCAUUUCCUUCUCUUUGUUCCUUUUCCCCAAAUAUAUCUGUCAACAGGAGGGAAGGAAGGAGAAGACCCUGUUUGCUGGAAGCACAUUUCUGAGUGUGGUGGUUUUGCUGAUUUCCAGCAUGGCUGGAAGGCUUAGCCUUUCAGCCACAAGUGACGUGCACUUUUUGAAGGCUGCUGUGUUUGUUCUUAUCUGUGGCUGUUUAUCUUGUGACAAAGCAUGAUAUGUUUAGAGUUUGCAGUAGACAAGAUUAGGAGCAUGGGUAGCAUGUGAUAUGGAUGCCACCGGUGACUCUUAGCUAAUCUUAAAUCUAUAGCUGCUGGUGGCUAAGAAAUUGCUCUGCACAUUAUAACACUUAAAAAAGCCUUGGCAUUGUUAUUGGUGGAGGGUGAGAAAGUGGGCAGCGUCACUUGCUGACUUUCUCUCUGCUAACUUGAAACUAGUAUGUUCGUAACUCGGUGCUGAUCAUAGAUAAUAGAUGUUUGUGUCCAACAUGGAUUGUAUUCAUGCUGGGGUGCUGUGUGAAUGAACCUGAGAAGGAUGUGCUAGAUACUCUGGUAGCCAGUAAGGACUCCGAAGAAUGCAGGAGAUUAAUAUUCUGCCUUACUACUGCUAUAUAAGAAAAUUUCAUUGUAGCUUUGUUUCAUGAAUUUUAAGUAAGUGCUGAACAGGAAACUUUUUCAAGUGUUCCUUUUAUUCCUUAGAUAUCAGGAUCCAGCUGUGCCAUGGCAGUUCGAUAGUAUGACUGUGACAGUGUGCACUGCCAGAUCCUGAAACAUCUUUUUAUGUGAAGCCAAGUUCUCUUAUGUUGGUACUAAAAUUAAUGUGUUUUCUGUGCAAACUUUUGUCUUGUAUGACUGCUUAUUUAUCUAGGUGAUCUCUACUUAUGGCAUUCAGUACUGGCAUGCAAAAUUUGGCCUGUUUCUUUUCUGGGGUCUUUUGCUUCACUAAAUCCUGCAGAUUCUGUAGGAAACUUUCCUUGAGUCAUGAUUACAGGGCCAUGGUGAAUGUAAUUGUUGUGUUGCAUUUCCAUCUCUUCUGAAGAUUCCUGCUUUUGCUCACCUCCUGCAAUACCCCUUGAAAGCUUAGUAGAGAGGGUCUUCAUGUAACUCGCUGAGAAAUGGUUCCACAAGAGGACAGCACCAACACUAACACUGUUAAAAUGGGGAUUAUCUUCACUUCAACGUGAUGUGUGAAGUUUGUUAGCAUCUUUUUUUUUUUUUUUACAGUUAUUGUGAAAGGUUACAAAUGGUGUGGGUUUUUGUCAUGAAUCGAAUGAGCUCCCAGAGCAGUUCAUCCACUCAGCGUAGGCGAAUGGCUCUAGGAAUUGUCAUUCUUCUCCUCGUUGACGUGAUAUGGGUUGCCUCUUCAGAACUCACUUCUUACGUUUUUACAAAAUACAACAAACCUUUUUUCAGUACAUUUGCAAAAACAUCCAUGUUUGUUCUAUACCUCUUGGGAUUUAUUGUUUGGAAACCAUGGAGGCAACAGUGUACGCGUGGAUUUCGUGGAAGGCAUGCAGCUUUUUUUGCAGAUGCUGAAGGUUAUUUUGCUGCUUGUACAACAGAUAACACUGUAAACAGUUCUCUGAGUGAACCUUUAUAUGUUCCUGUAAAGUUUCAUGAUUUGCCCACUGAAAAAAAUGGCAGUAAUAAUAGCGAUACAGAGAAAUCUCCCAAAAAGCCACGUGUAAGGUUCAGUAAUAUUAUGGAGAUUCGGCAGCUUCCAUCGAGCCAUGCAUUGGAAGCAAAGUUGUCUCGUAUGUCAUAUCCAACGGUUAAGGAACAGGAAUCAAUAUUAAAAACUGUAGGAAAACUCACUGCAACUCAAGUAGCAAAAAUUAGCUUUUUCUUUUGCUUUGUGUGGUUCUUGGCGAAUUUCUCUUACCAAGAAGCUCUGUCAGAUACCCAGGUUGCCAUAGUUAAUAUCUUGUCUUCAACCUCUGGACUUUUUACUUUAAUCUUAGCUGCAGUCUUUCCCAGUAACAGUGGAGAUAGAUUUACCCUGUCCAAAUUAUUAGCUGUUAUUUUAAGCAUUGGUGGUGUGGUACUUGUUAACCUUUCUGGAUCUGAGAAAUCUGCUGGAAAAGAUACAAUAGGUUCCCUUUGGUCUCUUGUAGGAGCAAUGCUGUAUGCUGUGUACAUAGUAAUGAUAAAAAGGAAAGUAGACAGAGAAGAUAAACUUGACAUACCAAUGUUCUUUGGUUUUGUAGGACUGUUCAAUCUGUUGCUGCUGUGGCCAGGGUUUUUCCUGCUUCACUAUACUGGGUUUGAAGCAUUUGAGUUUCCCAACAAACUGAUAUGGAUGUGCAUUGUCAUUAAUGGCCUUAUUGGAACAGUUCUGUCAGAGUUCCUCUGGCUGUGGGGAUGCUUUCUUACCUCAUCACUGAUCGGCACACUUGCGCUAAGCCUUACAAUACCUCUGUCCAUAAUAGCCGAUAUGUGCAUGCAGAAGGUCCAGUUUUCCUGGUUAUUUUUUGCCGGGGCAGUCCCUGUAUUUUUUUCUUUUUUCAUUGCAACGCUCCUAUGUCACUAUAACAACUGGGAUCCAGUGAUGGUGGGAAUCAGAAGAUUUUUUGCCUUUAUCUGUAGAAAACAUCGAAUUCAGAGAAUGCCGGAAGAAAGUGAGCAGUGUGAAAGUCUUAUUCCUAUGCAUAGCGUUUCACAAGAUGGAGACAGUUGCUGUUCAUAGACAAAAGUUUAAAAAUGGAGUGAUGCCUAACGAAGAGACAGUCUUCUGGAAAAGUCCCUAAGGAAUCACGUUUCAGUGCCUAUUCUGAAUUUGUAGUAAAAAUUAGAAGUUUCAGUUCUUUUGGAACUCUAAACUUUUCCUCUUUCUUGCUUUCAUCUGGUUUUAUAAGUGAAAAAAACUACUACAUGCCUGUCACCAUAGGAAGUCUUAGUCCAUCUGAGAACCAACCUGCCUUAUAACACUGAGCUGGUGAAGUUACUUGACAAAAUCAAGAAAACAAAUGCUGUUAAGUCAUUUCUUUCUUUUUUUAACUCACAAUUUUGUUAAAUGCUGGACAAUAUUAUUUUUAAAAAUACUUUCGAAUGAGUUAUGUAAAUAAGUUUGCAGGUCAUCAAGUCUUACAGGCUUUCAGAUGAAAAGCUAGAUUUGUUACCUUUAGUAGGUACAAAUUAACUUUUUAAUGUUGUAUAAACUAUUUGCAUAGUAAUAGAAGAAAUAAUUUAUUAAGUGCAUUCUGGUAAUUAUUGAGGCAGGAUCUUUGUACGGUCCUGGAACACUACGUAUAUAUUGUCUUAUGCCAUUUUGAGAAGCCUUGUAAUGGCAGUGGGUGCCAAUGUUUAAAAGUCUUUUGUUACGUAACAAUCUGGAAUGUUUAAAAUUUUAGUGAAUGGUAAAAUAUUUCUAAUUACAGUAUAUUGGGGUGUACAUUCUCAAAACCAAAGUUUGCUUUAAACAGACUGAUUCUUUAGCCCAUUCUUAUUCCCAAUUAUCUCGCAAGGAGAACUAAAUUUGUAAAUAUUCACAUGUAUAGCUGCCAACUUAGGAAAGAGAUCAAAUUUAUUGUGAAAGUUUUCCGUCAAGGGGUUGGUGCUACAGUAAUCUGCUAAACAAUCUGAAAGAUACAGGUCUUUGCAUUGAUUUUUUUUUUUUAUUCCAGUUGCAUCAAUAAAUUUAUUCUAAAAUUGAUAAUUUUCCUUAUAACCUGCGUAUUCUUGCCGCUGCAGUGCUUCUGUCGUAUUUGAUUCUGAAAAGUUAUGAAUAAUUAUAUUCAGGACUAUUUGAAAUUAGUCAGUGCCAUUUUCCAACUUAUGGUAUAUAAGACACAUUCAAGCUAAUUUCAACUUUUGAUAGAUUUUAUUUUUUUUUAAUGAAUGUAGGAUGGAUUUUCAGCCAACAUUAUUCUCUUCCACAUCACGAGAUUAUUAAUAAUAUAGGGCACUUCUAGAAUUCUUGCACAGAAAUAUAGAAGGAUGACAUAACUCAAAGGCCUCUUCAUGUUUUGACACUCAUCAAUGACUCUUCCAAAGGAAACUUUGGUGAUUUGGUGAUACAGCUACUAGGUAACAGGAAGUACAGGAAACCAACAUGCUCAGCUAUACAUUUAGAAGGAUUGACUAGCAAGCAGCUAGAAUUUAAUAGAAAAAUCUGUAAGUAGAGAAGGGGAAAAAGGAGCCUGCAGGAUAUUCUGGGCAGAUAUUGCACCAUUAUCAAUUUUUUCCUUCCAGUUUUAAAUACUGGAUUACCGUACAAGUUUCAGUGAUUUAAGGCAUCUCUUUAAGAUGAGAUAGUAAGUCCUUCUUUGAACACUUGAAAUAGGAAUUAAAGAAAAAAACCAAACCAAACCAAAAAAAACCUGAACAAAACCAAGCACAGAACCAAACCACAACAAAACCACAAAUCCAAAACAAAACAAAAAAGUUUAUUAAAUUUAUGUAGGUAUUUUGAGAAACUGCAUAUUUCAAUUCCCAAACCCCACAAUUAGAGGGGUUGAAAAUGCAGUAUGCAGCACUAAUUUUGCAUGUGACAUUGGUAGAAUUUUCAGGGAGUGUUUGGGAAAUGGAGUUUCCUUAGCUUGGUUUGGUUUUUUAAAGGAUUGGUGAGGGGUUUUUCCCCCUCUAAAUUAUGAUGACUUACACGAGAUUAGCUUCAUCUUUUUUUCCAAGAUGUAAUAUUAAGGCCUGCUGGCAAUAAAAAGCUAGUGUCCGUUUUCGUUGAAUGAUAUGUUUCAAUGAGAUCAUACAGAAUAUAUAAUACCAGGCAUUAACUACAAAUUUGAAUCAUCUGGGACUUGUGGUAUCAGCAGACUAUGUCUAGGGAAGCUGAGCAGGCUUCUGGAUAAGCAAUUACAAUGUUCUUAAGCAAAAUAUUCUAAUACGUUCUUUUGAAAUUGGUCAGACUGGUAGAAUUGGAACUGGACGAUCACUAUUCAUAUUUGACCUUAUGGCUUAAAGUGAAAGAUCAUUAUAGUCCCCUGUGUACUAUGAGAAUAUUCUUUGUCUCAGACCUUAGGAAUGUUGAAGAGUGUUUUUGUUCAGUAAACUCAAAGUUAGGGCCUACCCACUGUUUUCGGCUUUUUUUGGGUUUUUUUUGUUUUUUUUUUAACAAAAAUGAGUUAAUUUUUUUUUAAAGACAUUAGAUGUUUUAAUCACAAGGUAUUAGGUAGCUUGAGCAGUCUUUUUGCAUUAAAUCAUUAAAUCACAGUUCUUUAAGAAACAAAGCAAACUAUUCCUCCUGAAAGGAUUUUUAAACAGUGGUACCUCUGCAGUUACAAGAAAAGUGUUACAGUUUUAAUUACAGAAGCUAUGACAUCUAAUGUUGUUCUGCAUUUAAUAGAAUGUGAUGAGCUUUUUCUAUAAAAUCUUGUGAUUUUUAGUACAAUAGUAUUUUAUAAACAUAAUGUCUAAUUUGAAAUGUAAAUUGCGUAGCUCUCUAAUGGGUGCUUGGUAUAUGCACAAGAGAUCUAGCUUUGAUUCUCAGGUACCUCUGACGUAAUGGAGACAUGCUGGUUUUUUCUUCCUCAUGACACAACUGGAAUGUGAAGGAGCUCUCUCAUAAAUGCUUUACCUCUAUGUGCUAGCAUAAAUUGUCAUAGCUUUUACUGUUUCAAUUUGGAAAUGUCAUCAUUCUGGUUUAUUUCUUGUAGGAAGCACAUACACUUUAAAAGAAAAAUGAAUUUUUUUCUCAAGCAUUUCUUUGAAUGUCAUCAGAUGCUGAAGGAGCAGUGAUUUCCUGUGCCUACAAAAUGGAAAAUGAAUACUACGUGUGUUGCUCUGUCAAACAGUUGAACUAAUCACUGUAAUCCCGUGAGACAACCAACAAUUUCUUCUGUGUGUGAUGGAAGUUUUGGAGCUGUUUGGGUUUUAUAGAUGGAGGAAAUUAUGAUAAUUUGCCAAAUGCCAUGUAGCAUGCCUUUGGUUUUAGGGUUUCACGUAGUCUUGUGUAGUUUGACGUACUAUGUGCUGCACUCCAGAACAAAGGAAAAAGGAUUUCAGUUUUUCUGGCUACUUCCUGUUAGGUUCCAGCCAUGCUGAAAAUGUGUUCAUUAUGAGCAGCUGAUGUAAAUGUAAAACUGAUUCAGCAGAAGACUGGAAUACAUGCGACAUCAGUAUUCAACAGUUAGUUAGAAAGUAUGAGGCACAUGAACACCACUGCAGACAGUGAGGGCGCAAUGCUUCUGUUGCUCAGUGUGCACUGUGUCUUACCUGUUGGUUUAUUGCCUGUGGAAAUCCCCGUAAUGGGGUGAGGGCUGUAGUAGGUGAUGGAUUUGGCUUGUCAUGGAGUUGAGCCGGAGUGGUCUGCACAGUGGAACUCAGAAGCAGGGUGGCUAAGGCAAUGCGUGGUUAUCUCACUGCUCAAGUAUUUAAAGUAUAAAAUACUGAAGUAUUCUGCAGAAAUGCAUUGUUAAGCAGUGGGAUUCUUUGAAUGACAAACCAUGGUGCUGCAUGUGAUACUUGACCCAGUAUGCUGGUAUAUGCAUUGCAUACCUCCGUGGAACAUACCAGCAAAACCAGGAGAGCCUGCAGAUUACUUUUUUGGUGUGUGCUGUUGUAAUUGUCAUUCUCUUUCACCGUUCCCCUUGUGCCUAGGUACUGCUGUUCAUAACUAUGAUUACUUUAAAUAAGGUGGUAAAGUGAUAUCUUUGUAAUUCUUGGUUCCAUCUCUGUGUAGAAUGUUAUCAUUCCUAUUCCCUACGAAAAGAUCCUCCUGUAUUAGGGAAGUUAAGUUAUUGAGCUAAACUAAGCUAUCAAGAGGAGGGGUAAAACAUGUUUUAGACAUAGGGUGAGUUUAUGAACACACUUUCAAAUUUCCUCUAAGAAUAGCCCUGGUUAAGGCAGAGUGUUUGUAUGUUUGUAAACAAAGUUCAGAAGUGGCAUACUCAAAAGGCAAGAAACAGAGACUAAUGUUAAUAUCACAGUGUUGAGUUAUAUGACUAGCUAGAAGAUGGUACUUCAAUCAGUUUUCUUUAUUCAGAAUAAGUUUUGAGUUAGUUUCCAUUUCUGUUGCCACCGUCUUAGGCAGCCUCUGCAAUGUAAUUGUUGUAACUGCAGUAGCAUUUAAGUGUUGGUUCAUAAACAGGUAUUAUGCAUGAUUCUCCCUUCCCCCAUCUAAUCUAGGAUUGCAUUAAUGCUGUAUUUGGUUUUACAAGGUUAUUGCAGGGCAUGAUUUCUCAGGGAAAUAUGGAUGAUACCAUGCAUUGUGAGAGCUGAUAACUAAUUCAUGCUUUUAAAAUCAUUACAAAUAUUUUCAGGUUUUACUCAAACAUUUCACAUCAUAAUUUUCUCAUUGAACUUCCUUGGGCUUAUCAGGUAACUCAUGACGAGAAUGUUAAGAGUGUUUAAAAGUGUCAAUAAAAUACACUCUGCCCAACACUGUUACAUUUGAGACAAGCAUCUAUUCUAAACUGAUGCUGCAAUUUGUGUGUGGCUUUUCUACUUUAUUGUAUUCUGUGCCACAUAAAUUAAUGGUUGCACUGUUGAUUUCGAAGCUGCACAUACACCAUGACAGUGACAUUAACUUUCAGGGUUAGGCAGUGCUAUAGGAAUACAUGAUCUGAUUCUAGGGUAGAGUGGCUGUAUAAAUCUUCUAUCUUACAUAUAUUCAUUUAUAUCAUUAAAUUUUUACAAAGUCUGUUCCCUUUGAGGAUUUUUGUUUUUCCAGUUAAGUUACUUUGGCUAGACUGGGAUGCGAUCCAAAGCCCUUGAGAGUGACAGACAGCAUUAAUAAAGUAAAUUUUUGUUGAAAACAAACUGUGCAGUCAGAUUGACCUUUAUGCCUUUGCAGUAUUUCUGUCUGCUGCAUGCAUUUGGAGUGGUUCGCUUUAAGACUUCAGUAAUAUAAAUUUGAGGGAUUUUAGUGCUGGUAAAAAUGAUAAACAGUACUAUAGCUGGUCACAAAAAUAUUUCCCUAUAGUUAGGAUUCAGCUUAAUUAUUUAGAGGGCAAGUUUGUCUUGCUACAUGAAUUCUCUUCAAAGUCAGCAGUGUAGAAAGUGUUAACUGCUUAGGUGUGUAUUUUAGGAGAAAUUUUUUUUGUUAGUGAGAAUAUGUGAUUGUAGUCAUUGUGGCCUUGACGAUCAGCUUCCUCUUGAUUUCUGAUUUGACAUUUCUUUUUACACUCACUUUGCAAAGAAUGCAACAGGCCAUUUCUUCACAGGCUGUUUCUUCUCUAGGUAAAGCUACUGCAGUUGUGUUUUUACUGCUUUAGUUUUCUGUGGUGUUAGAAGUCUAACAUAAACCAUAAAUCUAACAUAUAAAUAUGAAUCUUCUUAGUUAUUUGUGUUCUCACUCUCCUCCAAAGUAAAGUAUUGCAUCAUUACAGAUGGUAGUAGUAGGUAACCAGACUUUUCUGGAAUGCUUACUGUGAUGUGGAACACAUCCAGAAUUUCAUCUAGGUUUCACUUCCUACAUUUUAAAACCGUGAAAGGCUUUUCUUUGAGGAUAUUUAUAGAAAGCAGUUGUUUAGUUAUACAAGUGCAGAGUUAAUCUUAACUGCAUCUCAGUUGAUAAGAUUGCAUCCAAUAUUCCUUUUAUUUUUUAAUGAACUGUUGACUGUUUUGUCAGGGAAAGUGCACUGAUUUUGUCUAUGUUCCACAGAAGAAAUAUGACUAAAUACUGGAAUGGCCUCAGAAAUAAUAAUUCAGGGAUAUUUCUGUAGUUCUUCAUAUAUGUUCCUGAAGUGUUUCCAUAAUCUUUUAAAAUAAUAAACCAUACAAACCCCUACUUACAAGGUAUAUCAAAUUAUAUUUGGAAAGAGAGUGUACAUGCUGAGAAGCAGCUUCUUUGUCUUUUGGGGUCUUCAGGCUUUUUUCUUUUGAAGCGUUAAAAACUCCCACAUACAGUCCAGUCACAAAUGAGUGCUCAAGGGAAGAUCGUAAGAGGCUGUUCAUGCAAAGCUGUAUUGAAAGCUUAGCCAGUUCCAGUUAACGUUGCCUGAAUGGAAUUGGAGAAGUAUAAGGAGUAUGUGCUACAGCUUCACCAUUGCCCAGCUGAAGGGCUCCUUUUAUGAUAUAAAAUUUGUCCAAAUUCCCUUUGGAGUAGGUAUUGGUAAAACGAAGUUGUUUAUGAAUUUUUUUCUUAGUUGUUUAUACUGAUUGAUUUGUGAAACUUCUAAAGCAUUUGUACAUUAAAAGAUGCACAAACUGAAUAGUUUUGAUGAUUUUCUUGGCAUACAUUUUGUACUAAGUUCCAGUGGAUUCUGAAUAUGAUUUUUAAAGCAGAAGAUGAUUUAACUGAAACACUUUCAACUGAAGAAAACUUUUGUUUGUGUGAAGCCUGUAUGGUUUGCUGAUAAUUCAGAUGUUCUGAGGGCACAGCUAGUUCCAGGUGUAUAUCCUCUGUGAAAGACUUUUAUGCAUAGUCUUUUAACCAUUUUCCUUAGUGAGACCAGAGCCUGAAUUGCUGAUGCGUAUUGCAUUUGCACUUAAAUACCUGAUUUCAGAGUGUGUUAAACCUUGAUCUAUUUUUGAUAAAAAAAGGAAUGUAGCAUUUUUAUCUAAUUUCCAUUUAAUGAUAAGUAUGUUCAUGCAGAGAAAAACAUAUAAUUAUGGCUUGAUGCAGUGAUUUUUAAGCCAAGAAAACAGCAGGAUGGCAGUAGUAAAUCUGAAAUGAAGAUGCACGUCUCUUCAGAAAGUCUGACUUCUGGUUUCUUCCAUCUCUCUUUAUACCAAAUUGAUGUCUCCGUUAUUCCAGAAUUAUACAGGUGAAGCAAGGACCAGAACUUAUACUUUUUGUUUCUAAAAAGUGAACAUCGGCUUUUCCCUGGAGUGUCUUUGUCUUGUCACUUCAUUUUCUGAGGGGGAUCAGUUAAAUGACAAAUAGAGAAUAAAUAUUUUAAUUAAAAUCAAAUUUAAACUAUUAAUUAUUUUGAAAUUCUCUUUAUUAAUAGAGAUCUAAUGAAUGGAAAUAAAGGCCUAUAUUGCAAAUAUUGAACAGUGCUUAUAUAUUUUUAACAAAAUCAGUAUGUAUAUGAAAAUUUGAAACGUGUAAAGGUGAAAAUUGGAAGAUUGUUCUUGUAUUGAUAGGUUUAUAAAUUGAAAUUCUUAAGAUCCAAUACUAAAACCCUAUGAAAGGGCUAGUGAAAAGAAAAUAUAAUGUAUCCUGAUGAACAGCCUGUGUAAUACAAUCAAUGGGUGUGAUGUUUUUGUUCUGUAUUAUAUUUAUUAUAUCUAAACAAUAAAGAUUAUAAAUCUUACUUUCUUAA
This is a messenger RNA of Cuculus canorus (common cuckoo), 10844 nucleotides long. It is a transcript of the gene SLC35F5, whose product is annotated as solute carrier family 35 member F5. Gene Ontology annotation, cellular component: membrane. Bases 1925 to 3367 code for a protein of 480 amino acids. The transcript has 17 exons. Gene Ontology annotation, biological process: regulation of peptide transport. The record is from RefSeq and is a predicted model, not a curated record. Lineage: Eukaryota; Metazoa; Chordata; Aves; Cuculiformes; Cuculidae.